Molecule: messenger RNA, 4189 nt
Organism: Pipra filicauda (Wire-tailed manakin)
Lineage: Eukaryota; Metazoa; Chordata; Aves; Passeriformes; Pipridae
Gene: MPHOSPH9
Product: M-phase phosphoprotein 9
Exons: 22
Cellular component (GO): centriole
Source: RefSeq, a predicted model, not a curated record
CACACGGGGCCGAGGAGGGGGCACGGGCUGAAGGGAGGCGGUCCCGGGGGCGCAGACGUGGCGAGAGGGGUCCCCGCGGGGGCUGAGCCCUUGAGGCCGGGGCCGUUCCUGAGGACACCGCGGCGCUGCGGCCCCGGCUCGUUGUCCCGUCGCGGGGUCCCGCAGAAGGUUCUUGGGGACGCGGGGCCUGGCGGCGAGGGUGCUCCGAGGAGCCCUGAGGGACCUGCGAGGGAUCGGAAGGGAGCGGGUCUGGCUCGGGGGGCGAUGCGGAACCUCCCGGGCUCCGGGGCUGUGCCGGCCCCGGCGUUUGCGGCGAAACCGGCGCUGAUAUUUCAGAGUUAAAACACCUCGCGGGUUGUUUUUUCCGAGCCUGCCCCUUCAUGCAGCGACGUGGCCGUAUAAGGACCGUGCUGUGCUGCGGAGUCGAGGGAUGGCGGCUCAGCGCUCCCGCAGCCCCGUUAUAGCUCACCAAAUAUUGUUUUUAUUGCGAACAGACUUGUAAUGAGGUUAUGAAACGAGCCUGUGUCACAGCUAAGUCCCACCCAUUGCUGUGCUGCUGAGAUAGGCCGCCCGUGGUUCCAUCCUGGGGGGGGGACUGAUCCCACAUCCAGCUGCUCCAGAGACACUCCCAGCAUCAGCUUUAGCUGCCAAGUCUGAUAACCUCCAAGUUUUCCAGGCUUCUGACCGCUAGAAAAAGAAGAAAGCUUUUUUUUUUUUUUUCCUCCUUCUUUAUCCCAAGAAGCUCUGCCAAAGGGAUAUGUGUGUCUCUGGUAACUUCCUUUGAAUUCUGGCGUUUUCAGCCCUACCCAGAGGAGAUGGUGUGAGGUAACGUACUUGGGACCAAGAUAUGGAAAACUGGGAUGUGGUGAAUUCUGUACAGGAAAUCCCUUCGUCUUCUGCAGACUCUGAUGUCAGAAACACCCACAGCUCUGUCUGUAACUUGAACUGUGACAGAAGUCCUUCAUCCAAUCCCAAUGGAGUUUCUGGUUACUCAGGGAAUACCAGGUCCUCAUUAAAGCCUGGUUCUGUUGAACUGUUUGCCUCCUUUAUGCAAGACAUCCAGGCCAUUGGAAAUGCUGACACGGAAAUUGUGAAGAACUGUGAGACAAGGUGGCUACAGCUGCUGAGACUGGUAGAAAAGCAAUGUCAGCAACAAAUAGUUGCCCAGCAAGAGCAGUUCCACCAUCAAAUCCAACUGAUUCAGGCUGAGAUCAGGCAGCUGGUGAAGUUUGGGAGCAGCAGUUGGGGAGCCGGCAGGAGCCGGGGUUUGCCUGCCACGCUUCCAGGCGCUUUUCCACCGCUAGCAAUUCCAAUGGGGAUGCGAUCUGAGCUCUUCGAGGAACACGAGAGCAUUGUCCAUCAGCUCACAUCCAGUGAAGCAGAGAGCCAGCCCAGUGCAUCCGACCUGCAGCAGGAAUGUUGCGGGAGCGACGCCUCCAUGAACAGCGGGUAUGGAACGCUCUCCACCUCCGAGCUGAACCCUGGCACGGCCAACAGCACCAGCAGGGCCACAGAUUCCAUGGAGAAAACUUCCCAAGGACACAGGGAUGGAGCAGGGUUGCAGAGUGAUGCAACUGUAGCCAGUGUUCAAAAUAAAACAGAACUUUUACCAAAAAGAAUAGAGGAAAAUUGUUCACCGGGAAGGAGCAACAUUUUAGUUUUUCCUGCUGAAUUUGAGCAUAAAGUUGAUGAAGCUCCAUGUGGGAAGAAACCCAGUAAAUCUUUAACGUCGUGGGCACAAAAGUUGAAACAAAACCAACCAAAAAGGAUAACUGCAGAUGAAGUGUGUGUGAACUCUAUGCAAGAAAAUGAGAAAGUGAAGAAAUCACCACUUGAGAAUACAAACCUUACUGAUGCUGCUUUGCCACCUUACACUUUUUACCUCAACCAACCGAAGGAAAGUCCCAAUUCCUUGGUGUCUGAAGCUUCAGGACUUUCAUACUGGAAGUUAGAUGAAAAGGAGAUGUAUCACACUCUACCAGAGAAUUUCAGAAGUGAGUUUGCUGAUGUUUUCUCCACAAAAGUAUCACCAGAUCAGUUGUCUUCUGCUGAGGAAAGGAAGUUGUCAUCCCUGAAGGAUAUUUAUCAUAAAAGACAAAGGGAAAACAAGCAGAUGCCAGACCAGAAUGUUUUGCCUUCUUCCCAGUCAAGUCACCCACCAGAGAUCUUGACGUUGGACCCAACCCUGCACAUGAAACCAGGUCAGCAGAACCAGGGACGCUGUUUUUUCAAUAUUCCUGAAGAGAUUACUCCCUUUUCUCCAGACUCUAUGGCAGAGCCAGGAUUUUCAAGUCAUUGUGACACAGACUCUUUCUCCCAGACAAGUCACUCUUCUCAGUUAGAUGAUCCUCCCAAACACCCUGCCAGCAGCAGAGCUGUGCACUUGGACUUCUGGAGAAAUCACCCCUUCCAAAGUGAAAACAAGAGCAGCUCCCCUUUUCCAAAGGCAUACAGGGAUGCUGACCGUGAUAGUUCAGUCAGCACUGAGGAGGAAGAAACACUGACUUUAACUCCAUCCUCUGUUACUCAGUGUGCUGACAACACUUUGCCAGAUUAUAGUCUUUCAGUAGCACCUGUUGAAGACCCUGUGGUAAUGUCACAGAUUAGGCAGAACCUGAGGGAGAAACACGCUCGACACAUCGCUGAUCUCCGAGCUUACUAUGACUCGGAGAUCCAGAGCUUAAAGCAGCAGCUGGAGGCAAGUCAGAGAACUGCUUCUGCUGAGGACCUGAAGAAAAUCAAUCAAAGUCUUGCUGACAGGUGUGAGCAGUUGGAUGCAGCUCUGAAUGAAGCCAGUGCUCGCAUAAAAGCCCUGGAAAAUAAGAAUAAUCUGCUGGAAAAGCAAGUGGCAGAGUGGAGGGAGCGUUUCCAGGCCCUCAGCAGCACUUCCAAGGUUCUGCAGGAGCGGAUCGAGGAGAUGCGGACGACCCACAAGGAGAAGGACAACACCAUCAGCCGCCUGCAGUCCAGGCUCAAGGAGCUGGAGGAAGCUUUUGAGAAGGCCUACAAGUUAUCUGAUAAUAAAAACACGAGGCUAAAGGAAGAAAACAAAAUGUUUCAGAAUCUUUUAGGAGAAUACGAGUCCCUUGGAAAAGAACAUGAAAGAGUAAAGGAUACAUUAAAUACAACUGAAAACAAAUUGCUUGAUGCAAACACACAGAUUUCUGAUUUAAAAAGGACAAUUUUAAAACUUGAAGCUCAGCUCAAGCAGGUGGAACAUGAAAAUAUGUUGAAACUUCGCCACAUCACCGAGAACCGUUUGAGAACCUCUUGUGCCAACAAGUUGGGAACUCCUGAUGUCAGCAGGAGAAAGUGGCUGAUACCAGGAGCUGAAUAUUCCAUCUUCACUGGCCAGCCUUUGGAAGGCCAGGAAAGCCCCAAAGAUAACAGAUUAGAAGAAAACUAUAUUCCUUCCAGGUAUCACUCUCCUCCUGAAAAAGAUUCUUCACAGGAAGACUCUUCAACAAACACAAUAGAAAAGAAAGAAAAUGAGAUGUCAGAAGCACCAAUUAUAAAAGCCUUUAAAGAACUUGAAGAAGGAAAAGUGUUUAAAGACUGGGGGACACAGACAGACAAAGAAGACACACCAGCCAAAACAUCAAAUCGACGUCAAACUGUUGGGUUUGUUGAAGCUUCUUUAGUUGCCACCCCAGAGAAAGGGAAGGACCAACACAGACCCAAAAGGUUCAGCUCCCCUUCAGGCCAGAGGUCAUCGUCCCUUCCUCCUUCCAACAGGAAACCCAACACUCCAACAAGAAGAGAGAUAAUGUUGGCACCAGUGUCUGUGACGUACAGCCCAAAACGAUCUCCAAAAGAAAACCUCUCCCCUGGAUUCAGCCAUUUGCUUGGCAGGAAUGAAAACACAGUGACAAGGUUUGAUAUACUUCUAGAUGACCUGGAAACUGGUGCUACAUCUACUUUACAGCACAAUAACCCAAGGAAAAGGCUCCAGUUUCUCUCACUAGAUGAUGCAGAAGGAAGGCAGCAUUCAGGUGUCAGACACAGCUCUUGUGCUGAAUCCAUCAGCAGCGGGCUGAAGAAGGCGGCAGCUUGGGACGAGAGGAGCACAGCUCAAAAAUAUGAGCCGGUGGCGUCGCCUGGGGAGGAGGACUUCAAAUACACAGCAAGGAUCACGACUCUGGCUGAAACAGAGAGGCUUUUUGAUGAGCUGACUCAAGAAAAGCAACAG